Pedinophyceae sp. YPF-701 is the source of this 1260-nucleotide messenger RNA. Lineage: Eukaryota; Viridiplantae; Chlorophyta; Pedinophyceae. The record is from the annotation of a GenBank genome assembly.
AUGCGGACGUCCAUGCGGCCGACGUUCCCGGACUGGUCCAGCGACGAUGACGCCGCCGCGACCGACCACCGCGCCCAAGGCCCCUUCACUCCCCCACAGGGGCCAGCGGUGGGGUACGGCAGGCCGGACGAGGCGGACCGGGAGCUCCAGGAGGCGCUUAUGCAGCUACCGAGCCUGGGUGCGCUGAGUGAGUCCGAGACCGGCGACGACGGGGUGCCGGGGGACAGCGCGUCGGACGCCUCGGGGCACGUGGGCCCCACUCUGAUCUUCAGCAAGGUAGACUACGGCACGGGGUCGCUCGACACGGCCAAGCCGCGGCCCGUGGCGCCCCCUGCGGCAACAGGGCGGACGCACGAGGUGCGCGCGGGGGCGGAGCGCGUGCGCGGGAGCCCGCGGCGGCCCGCCGACGGCCCCCGCGCGGGCCGCUUCAGCAACGAGAACUCCGCGCCGUCGUCCCCGCCGGGCUGGACCAUGCGGCCUCCGCGCGCGGCGGCGGGCGCCGGCACGCGCGCGGCGUUUCGGCCGCGUUCGGCGCCCAGCGCCGCUGCAGGCGCUCAACCGCGACGCGCCGGCGGCGGCGGCCGCGCGCGACGUCGCGGAGCCCGCCGCGCCGCCCGUGCGGGUCGUGGCGUCGCACAGCGUGGGGGUGGGCAUGGACGACGACGGUGGCCCGGGCGGCUUCACGGGCGGCGGCGUGACGGUGGACGCGGCGCCGCCGGCGGCGGACAAGCAGCCCGCGGCUGUGUCGCGCGGGACGAGCCCUGCGGAGCCGCCGGCGAGCGACGCGCGGCCGGCGGGUGCAGCGGCGACGCUCGCUGCGGGCGAGGAGGACGCGGGGGGUGGCGCGCGGCUGCUGGAGCGGCGGCAGGGGUUCAGCUUGUCGCUGGAGGAGACGGUCGGGCGGCUGGACCUCGACGGGCUCAUUGCGCGGCUCCAGGCGGGCCAGGUGGACCUGUCGGGGCGCGCACAGUCAACACUCCCCCCCGCGGAGUCGCUCUGGUCGGACGACGACGACGACGCGGCGCGCGACAAGUACGGCGCACGGUACCUCGAGGACGCGGCCGCCGACGGCGCGACGCCCCCACGGAGCCGGGAGGAGGAGGCACAGCAUCGUCGUCGGCAGGAGCGCGACGCGGAGCGCGCGGCGCGGCGGCGGCGGUUCCUGACCGUCGACGGCGUCCUCGAGCGCGUCCUCGGCCAGCCGGGCUUCGCGCGCGUCGGCUCCAAGGCCGGGCCGGCGGACCGCGGCGGCGGCGCUGA